CACAGGAGACGGUCAGAGACUGCGGACAUAGUACAGGAGACGGUCAGAGACUGCGGACAUAGUACAGGAGACGGUCGGAGACUGCGGACACGGUACAGGAGACGGUCAGAGACUGCGGACACGGUACAGGAGACGGUCAGAGACUGCGGACAUAGUACAGGAGACGGUCAGAGACUGCGGACAUAGUACAGGAGACGGAGAGACUG
Messenger RNA from Staurois parvus, 206 nucleotides. The record is from the annotation of a GenBank genome assembly. NCBI's taxonomy places the organism in Eukaryota, Metazoa, Chordata, Amphibia, Anura, Ranidae.